Molecule: messenger RNA, 2090 nt
Organism: Amoebophrya sp. A120
Lineage: Eukaryota; Dinophyceae; Syndiniales; Amoebophryaceae
Source: the annotation of a GenBank genome assembly
AUGCCACAUUACAGUAAGUAUCCUUUUCACAAUUUCAUUUUCAUCAGCACAUCGACGCAUGAGGCACAUUUUGCAUCAGGGAAGUGUUUAUGGGAUGGAUUCAGCGAUUCAAAAGUAGGCGAUUCAAAAAUUUUUCUUCAACCAUUUGACAUCUUAAAGUUGUAAAACAAAACGAGACUUAUUCUGUCAUACGUUUUUGAUGUUUUGUUCCCGGUUCCCAGACGCCGCCGAAGAGAGUAUGAAGCCAAACAUCUAGCUCGCUCUCAACUUGAAUUAGAUACAUAGGCGACAUCUGUCACGCAGAAGAAACGAGCGGAAUUAAGCAGCCCUACAUAGUCAAAAACGAAAGCAGUCAAAAAUAUAAGUGGCAGCAGCGCUGCUAGGCCGUCCUGGGGAAGACAUGCGCGCCACCUGUUUGAAAGGGGCCCCGCGGCCUAUCUUCAAACCGAGGCGGAUACACCGCCGGACGUAGUUGCUUCUGCUAGGUGGCGGCGGGCAGGGUUUUGGGCCUGCGCUCAUGAAAGACCUGGGCCCACCCCAGCAUGGCUUGAUCGCAUUGUUAUCAUGCGGGCCGCUUUGCCAGCAAACAAAACAACAAGCGCAGCCUGCGACUACUUUGUUGUCUCCACGAAGCCGCAAACCCCGGGCCGAAAUGCCUUGGGAUAGGAGCGCAAGCUCUAAACCCCACGGCCGCUACGGCGUCGGAGGGUAUGUGCCCACGGAAAGCCCCCAAAGAGGGGCAAUCUCGUGCGCUAUUGCACCGGCCGACGCCGUCGGGGCUCGAGCGCCAACCACGCGAAGGGGGGCCGCUUGAAGGUAAAUCACGAGUAUGGUUUGGGCGUUUCUGUGUGCUCCAUGUGGCUCGAGGAGGUGCAUGGGCGAGGCAAGCUAGGCGCGCAAAGGGUCGCGGGGGAUCGUGGCGGCCCCGGAGCUAACGGUCGAGCAGUUCGGGCUGUAGAGCGCCACUCCACAGGGGCGCGAAGGGCAUGGUGGUGAUGGUGGGGGCGCAGAAAUGUUGAAAAAAGGCGCCACAGCGCCGCGAUUCGGUGAAAAUGAAUUCGGUUUCGGUUCCCCGACCUGUAUCGGUGGUUUUCGUUCAUGGAGGGCCUCCAUCCGGACCUCUAUCUUGGGAACCAUCGAGAGCCGGUAUCACGACCUGACGCUCGAUCCAGAUAGAGGUCAUUUUGGACCGCUUUUUUCCCCAAAAAAGACCUCAUUUGAAUCGCUCCCUGCAAAAAUCCAGCUUUUGAGUACUGCCCGCUUGAUAGUUGCUCCAAAAAUACAUCUUUCCAGCAAUUUUGCUGCACUUUUUGGCUCUUUUGCAAUGGCGCAGCGCCUGAUGGGCAGCUGCAAUGCUUAAAGGCGGCGCCCCAUUUUGCUGCCGAAAAAAGCCGAACGUCUUGCCGAAGAGAAAUAACGAGAACGACAGGCCACCACCGCGGAAGCUAGCGGAGCUUUUUGAUUGAUGGCGAGGUUGGCAUACGCCUCCCGGACAUAUCCUUUUCACAAUCUCAUUUUCAUCAGCACAUCGACGCAUCAGGCACAUUUUGCAUCAGGGAAGUGUUAUUUGCUUUGUAUAAAAAAACUACGAGUAGAAAUUUCAAAAUUUUGCUAGAACGGGCAAUGUCGUCGUGUAUUAUGAAAUUUUUUUCCCCUGUAUCAGAGCAAACCAGCAUCACUCGCAGUCGAUUAAUAUGAGCUUGUAGUUUUCAACAUCAACGUUGUCACAGCGCUGUAUCCUUCAUCUGCAUGAAACAGGAAAUGACAAAGAGCAAAUGUCGCAAGAAGUAGUCGUGUAUUAUGCUUCAGUCAUUCUUUUUAUCGGAACCGUAAUCCUAAUUAUGUCAUCGUCAAAAAAUAUAUGCAAUACAUUAAAAACUCCGCGAAGUAAAAAUGUUUACUCCUUUUGGCUCCUUUGGCUACCCCUUCCCUGUACUAGACGCGUUUCAAAUGAAUCGUGGUUCCGUCAAUGUUAUUUCGGAUGAAAAAUGUUGGCACUAUAAGUAACGCCCACUGUACCUCCAAAACAUGACCUCAUCGGUCCGGCGGACCUUUGUUCGAAAAAAUCCUGGCAGUACUACAGCGCCCAU